AACCGACCUGAAAUAAAGAUUCAAGGCCAUAUCCAUCUGAGAUUUAAAGUAGCAAAAUCCUGCUCUUCAAAUUGAAAGAAAAAUCGAGCUCUAGAACUCCUCUAAUCUCCCCCACUACCACCAAAAACAAGAAAGGAAAAAAGAAAAGAAAGAGAAAACAAGAAUAAGAAGAAAAGAGGAGAAAAAAACCUAUGAAGAAAUCCCAAUCUCCUCCAUCUUCUUCUUCCUCAUUUCUAAAUCCAAAGCCCUCAAAACCCACCUCAGUCCUUCCCUACCAAACCCAAAACCUCAGAAGUCUCUACCUCAUUGGCAAGAAACUAGGCCAAGGGCAGUUUGGCACCACAUACCUCUGCACUGAGAAAUCCACAGGCAAUCUCUACGCCUGCAAAAGCAUCCCCAAGAAGAAGCUCAUCUGCAAAGAGGAUUAUGACGAUGUCUGGAGAGAGAUCCAGAUAAUGCACCAUCUCUCCGAACACCCCAAUGUUGUCAGGAUCAAAGGGGCUUAUGAGGACUCUGUCUUUGUCCAUCUAGUCAUGGAGUUGUGCGCUGGCGGGGAGCUCUUCGAUAGGAUUGUGACGAAGGGGCAUUUCAGCGAGCGGAAGGCGGCCCAGUUGAUCAAGACGAUUGUCAGUGUCGUUGAAGGGUGCCACUCGCUUGGUGUGAUGCAUAGGGAUCUCAAGCCAGAGAAUUUCUUGUUCAUUAGCGAGGAGGAGGAUGCGGCACUCAAGGCUACCGAUUUCGGGUUGUCGGUGUUCUACAAGCCAGGGGACAUGUUUUAUGAUGUAGUUGGUAGUCCCUACUAUGUUGCGCCUGAGGUACUACAAAAGCAUUAUGGUCCCGAAGCUGAUGUUUGGAGUGCUGGAGUUAUCUUGUAUAUCCUAUUAAGCGGUGUUCCACCGUUUUGGGCAGAAACUGAAGCAGGGAUCUUCAGAGAGAUUUUAAAAGGCCGCUUAGAUUUUGAAUCUGCUCCCUGGCCUUGCAUUUCCGAAAGUGCAAAAGAUCUGAUAAAGAAGAUGCUGAAUAGGGACCCGAAGAAGAGAUUGACUGCUCAUGAGGUUCUUUGUCACCCUUGGAUCAUAGAUGAUAGAGUUGCUCCUGAUAGACCUCUGGAUUCUGCAGUUUUAUCACGCCUAAAGCAUUUCUCUGCAAUGAACAAACUUAAAAAGAUGGCUUUGCGGGUCAUAGCAGAAAGAUUGUCAGAGGAAGAAAUAGGUGGCCUGAAAGAGUUGUUCAAAAUGAUCGAUACGGACAACAGUGGGACAAUAACAUUUGAUGAACUGAAAGAUGGUUUGAGAAGAGUGGGCUCUGAAAUGAUGGAAUCUGAGAUAAAGGCACUUAUGGAUGCAGCUGACAUUGACAACAGUGGCACCAUAGAUUAUGGCGAAUUUCUUGCUGCUACAGUGCAUAUGAACAAGAUGGAGAGAGAGGAGAAUUUGAUAUCUGCUUUCUGUUUUUUCGACAAAGAUGGCAGUGGUUACAUAACAAUUGAUGAACUUCAACAUGCCUGCCGUGAGUUUGGUUUAAGCGAGGUCCACCUUGAUGAUAUGAUCAAAGAAAUUGAUCAAGACAAUGAUGGGCAGAUCGAUUACAGUGAAUUUGCUGCGAUGAUGAGGAAAGGCAAUGGUGGCAUUGGGAGGAGAACGAUGAAAAACAGCUUGAACAUCAACUUGGGUGACGCCCUCAGAAUGGCAGACCACGCGCCCUUGUCGAAUCAGAAGUGAAAGCGAUCACUUUAUUUAUUUAUAGUAUAACUAGGAAAUACUGGAUGACUGAAAGAACAUGAGGGCUAAAUCUUCUAAUGUUCAUUGACCCAGCUGUUGUUUACAUCACUUGAUAACAUAGCAGGAUUCAAGCUUACCUCGGGAUGGUUUUUUUUUUUUUUUUCACACCAUUAGUUUGUGUUUAAAUGGACUUUCUAAUCAUUCAAGCAAAUGACCCUGAUGUCGAAAAAUUGGUAGGCUGGUGCUGGGGCACAGGAGGAGGGUGGCCAGCUUUCCCACCUGCAAAUCGAAGGUGAUCAAAUAUCAUGUGAUGGACUGCACAUGAAUUUGUCCUUGGGAUCUUUCAUCCAAUUCUCAUGUAAUCUUUGAACGAGUCUUUGCCAAGGUUAGGUUUCCUACAUGCUUUGGGAGUGUAAUCAGUGAUGCGUUGAGAUUUGUGAUUCAUUUCUUCAGACUAA
Molecule: messenger RNA, 2179 nt
Organism: Magnolia sinica
Lineage: Eukaryota; Viridiplantae; Streptophyta; Magnoliopsida; Magnoliales; Magnoliaceae
Product: calcium-dependent protein kinase 24-like
Exons: 7
Coding region: 192-1721 (509 amino acids)
Biological process (GO): protein autophosphorylation; intracellular signal transduction; peptidyl-serine phosphorylation
Cellular component (GO): cytoplasm; nucleus
Molecular function (GO): calcium ion binding; calcium/calmodulin-dependent protein kinase activity; calcium-dependent protein serine/threonine kinase activity
Source: RefSeq, a predicted model, not a curated record